CUGUGCCCUGUGGUUCUCCAGACUUCAGGGAAACCUCUUUGCUCUCUGCUGCUGCUUCUUUUCUCUAGAGUGAGUUAUCUAAUAACCAAAGGGGACUCUGACCUUUGGCUUGUUGCUAACUUUCUAUCCUUUGCUGGAGGGAGGGGAGGGGGGCAGACGUUCUUCUAAUGCAGGCUGCAGGGAAGAUAAGUGUAGUGUGAGUCUGCAGGCGCCAUGGAGGACAAACGCAACAUCCAGAUCAUAGAAUGGGAGCACCUGGACAAGAAGAAGUUCUACGUGUUUGGGGUAGCAAUGACCAUGAUGAUCCGCGUCAGCGUCUACCCGUUCACCCUCAUCCGCACCCGGCUGCAGGUCCAGAAGGGCAAGAGCCUCUACCACGGGACCUUCGAUGCCUUUGUCAAGAUCCUGCGAGCCGACGGCGUGACUGGCCUCUACCGGGGCUUCCUGGUCAAUACCUUCACGCUCAUCUCCGGCCAGUGCUACGUCACCACGUACGAGCUCACCCGGAAGUUUGUCGCUGACUAUAGCCAGAGCAACACGGUCAAGUCGCUGGUGGCCGGCGGCUCGGCCUCCCUUGUGGCCCAGAGCAUCACGGUGCCCAUCGAUGUGGUGUCCCAGCACCUGAUGAUGCAACGCAAGGGUGAGAGAAUGGGCCGCUUCCAAGUGCGAGCGAGCCCCGAGGGACGAGGGGUGGUAGCCUUUGGCCAAACCAAGGACAUUAUCAAGCAGAUCCUGCGGGCUGACGGGCUCCGAGGCUUCUACCGGGGGUACGUGGCGUCACUGCUCACCUACAUCCCAAACAGUGCUGUCUGGUGGCCCUUCUAUCACUUCUAUGCAGAACAGCUCUCAUACCUCUGUCCUAAGGAGUGCCCACACAUCGUCUUCCAGGCUGUCUCGGGGCCCCUGGCUGCGGCCACUGCUUCCAUCCUCACCAACCCCAUGGACGUCAUCCGCACCCGAGUGCAGGUGGAAGGCAAGAGCUCCAUCAUCCUGACCUUCAGACAGCUGAUGGCAGAAGAGGGGCCCUGGGGCCUCAUGAAGGGCCUCUCGGCCAGAAUCAUCUCAGCCACGCCCUCCACCAUCGUCAUCGUGGUGGGCUACGAGAGCCUCAAGAAGCUGAGCCUGCGGCCGGAGCUGGUCGACUCCCGACACUGGUAACCCGCGGCGGAAGCCAAGCCCACUGGUGGCCGCGCUGCUCUGGGGCAGGGGCCGUGUGGGGAGGGUGGCACCGCCCCCCGAUGGGCUCCCCGCCACCCCACAUCCGCGGCCCUACCCCAGGGGGCCUGUCUGGGACAGGGCAGAGACGGAACGGCUCUUGCUGAAGAAGCUCCACACCGGGACCCCCUCGCCCAUUACUUUUCAUUUUCUUGCCCGACUGGGCUCCCUGGCUCAGUCCCGGUCCUCAGCCCUGUCCUACGGAAACCCACUGUCCAGUGCCACCGCCCCACGCCCUGCGAACCCUUCUUCUGGCCUCCCCCACCGUCUGUGUCCCUGAGACCCUGACAAGAGCUGUACAUAGAGCUUGCUUCCCGUCACUGGUCUUCUCCUGGGCCCUCAGCCCCGCUCCCAUCGGCUGCCACCAGCCCUCUCCCGCCGCCUUCCGCGGGCCCGCCCGU
Molecule: messenger RNA, 1616 nt
Organism: Lontra canadensis (Northern American river otter)
Lineage: Eukaryota; Metazoa; Chordata; Mammalia; Carnivora; Mustelidae
Gene: SLC25A44
Product: solute carrier family 25 member 44
Exons: 4
Coding region: 214-1158 (314 amino acids)
Biological process (GO): branched-chain amino acid catabolic process; transmembrane transport
Cellular component (GO): mitochondrion
Molecular function (GO): branched-chain amino acid transmembrane transporter activity
Source: RefSeq, a predicted model, not a curated record